This is a messenger RNA of Setaria italica (foxtail millet), 1119 nucleotides long. Its product is annotated as probable inactive receptor kinase At4g23740. The record is from RefSeq and is a predicted model, not a curated record. NCBI's taxonomy places the organism in Eukaryota, Viridiplantae, Streptophyta, Magnoliopsida, Poales, Poaceae. The transcript has a single exon. Gene Ontology annotation, molecular function: protein binding. The coding region runs from base 1 to 1119 and encodes 372 amino acids.
AUGUCAGGCCGCACGAACAAGCAUCCGAGCCGCGUCGUCGUCCGCGCCGACGUGCGCCUCCUCCUCGUCACCUUCAUCGUCGUCGCAACCGCGGCCACCGCAUGCCCCACCGACCAGGCCUCGGCGCUGCUGCGGCUGGGGCGAUCCUUCCAGCAGCCGGGCCUGAACCUGCCGUCCUGGCGGGCGCGCACGGACUGCUGCCGCUGGGAGGGCGUCUCCUGCGACGCGGCCUCGGGGCGGGUCACGGCGCUCGACCUCGGCGGCCACGGCCUGCGGAGCCGCGCCGGCCUCGACGGCGACUCCCUCUUCCGGAUCGUCACCUUGCGGCGCCUCAGCCUCGCAGGCAACGACUUCGGCGGCGCCAGCCUCCCGGCGGCCGGGUUCGAGCGGCUCGCCGAGCUCACCCACCUCAAUCUCUCCAACGCGGGGUUCGCCGGCCAGGUGCCCGUCGGCAUCGGCAGCUUACGCAAGCUCGUGUCCCUCGACCUCUCCUCCGUUGAUGACCAACUUACCUCCCUCACGCCGUUGGAGUUCAAGGAACCGAGCUUUAGAGCCGUCAUGGCCAACCUCACCAGCCUGCGGGAACUCCACCUCGAUGGGGUGAGCAUGUCCACCGCGUCGGCCGGAGACUGGUGCGCCGUCCUCGCGGACUCCACCCCGUUGCUCCGGGUGCUCACCAUGCAGUCCUGCAACCUCUCGGACACCAUCUGCCCGUCCUUCUCGCGCCUCCGGUCGCUCGCCGUCGUCGACCUCUCCAACAACAACCAAGGCUACUCCGACUACGGGUCGGUGAUCGCCUUAUCCGGGCCGAUACCCGAGUUCUUCGCCGAGUUCCAGCACCUGACCGUCCUUCAGCUCUCCAACAACGACCUCAACGGCUCGCUUCCUCGCAGCAUCUUUCGGCUGCCGAGGCUACGGGUGCUCGACGUGUCGUCCAACUCCGACCUCGCCGGCAGCUUGCCGGAGCUCCCAGCCGGCAGCUCCUUGGAGAUUCUCAACCUGAAAGAAACACAAUUUUCUGGUCAAAUACCGAGCUCUAUCGGCAACCUGAAACAUCUGAAGGCUCUGGACAUUAGCGGGAGUAAUGGGUUCCGGAGGCAUUCCCGCUUCGAUCGGUGA